CGCGGCGGCAAUGGCGACUGCGUCAGGCUCUGUGGGGCUUCGUUUUUAAAUCAUUUCCUGACAUUGCCGCGGGAGCCGCGAUUGUCUCAGACCCGGUAGGCGGCAGCGGCGGCGGCGGCGCGCGUGCGCGCUACUGCUGCGUCCCGGACCGAGCAGCGGCACCGCAGCCCUGUGAAGUGAGCCAGCGUCAUCUGGGCCUUUUCUCUAGUCUAAACCCUGCCGGUGGGCUAGGUAGGAAACAUGAGCGGCAACAACUUGGAUGCGAACGAUGAGUUUGAUGAGCAGUUGCGAAUGCAAGAAUUGUACGGAGACACCAAGGACGGUGACACCCAGAAUGAUCCCAGCGGAGAAGCCGAUUCUUUUGAGCAGCAGCCGGCCGACACCCCCUAUGAGUGGGAUCUGGACAAGAAGGCAUGGUUCCCCAAGAUCACUGAAGAUUUCAUUGCUACCUAUCAAGCCAAUUAUGGCUUCUCUAAUGAUGGCGCAUCUAGUUCUACUGCAAAUGUCCAAGAUGCCAACACUAGGACUGCAGAGGAACCACCACAAAGAAAAACCCCUGAACCUUCUGAUCCUAGAAAGAAGGGAGAAAAAAGAAAGGCUGAAUCAGGGUGGUUUCAUGUUGAAGAAGACAGAAAUACAAAUGUAUAUGUGUCUGGUUUACCUCCUGACAUUACAGUGGAUGAAUUUAUACAGCUUAUGUCUAAAUUUGGUAUUAUUAUGAGGGAUCCUCAGACAGAAGAAUUUAAGGUCAAACUUUACAAAGAUAAUCAAGGAAAUCUUAAAGGAGAUGGGCUUUGCUGUUAUUUGAAGAGGGAAUCUGUGGAACUUGCAUUAAAACUUUUGGAUGAAGAUGAAAUUAGAGGCUACAAAUUACAUGUCGAGGUAGCAAAGUUUCAGCUGAAGGGGGAAUAUGACGCCUCAAAGAAGAAAAAGAAGUGCAAAGACUAUAAGAAGAAGCUGUCUCUGCAACAGAAGCAGUUGGAUUGGAGACCUGAGAGGAGAGCUGGGCCAUCCCGGAUGCGCCAUGAGCGAGUUGUCAUCAUCAAAAAUAUGUUUCACCCUAUGGAUUUUGAGGACGAUCCAUUGGUGCUGAAUGAGAUCAGAGAAGAUCUUCGAGUAGAGUGCUCCAAGUUUGGACAAAUUAGGAAGCUCCUUCUCUUUGAUAGGCACCCAGAUGGUGUGGCCUCUGUGUCCUUUAGGGAUCCCGAGGAAGCUGAUCAUUGUAUUCAGACCCUUGAUGGAAGAUGGUUUGGUGGUCGACAGAUCACCGCCCAAGCAUGGGAUGGGACUACAGAUUAUCAGGUGGAGGAGACCUCAAGAGAAAGAGAGGAAAGGCUGAGAGGAUGGGAGGCAUUUCUCAAUGCUCCGGAGGCCAACAGAGGCCUUCAGCGUUCAAAUUCUGUCUGUGCUUCAGAAAGGGCAGGGCCUUCUAGAAUAAGGCAUUUUUCAGAACACCCAAGCACAUCUAAAAUGAAUGCUCAAGAAGCUGCAACUGGAGUGGCAUUUGAAGAACCUAUUGAUGAGAAGAAGUUUGAAAAAGCAGAAGAUGUGGAAGAAGUUGAAGGAGAGGCUUCUGGAAAAGAUGCUAAAGAAGGUGGGCCUGAAGAAGAGGUCAAAGAAGGCUGCCCUGAAAAAGAGUCUGAAGAGAGCUGCCUUGAGAAAGAGUGUGAGGGAGGCUGUCCCAAAAGAGAAUAUGAAGAAGGCUGUUCUGAAAAAGAUUUUGAAGGGGGUAGUCCUAAGAAGGAGUUGAAAGAGAAUGGCCCUGAGAGAGAAUCUAAAAAGAAGAAACUCAAACGUGAUUAUGAAGAGAACGGUGUUGCCAAAGAGUCUGAAGAUGAUGACCCUGAAAAGGAGUCUGAAGAGGAGGAUAGCCCCAAAAAAGAAUCCGGAGAGGAUGACUCAGAGAGAGAAUCUGAUGAAGAUGGUUCUGAAAAGCAGUCAGAAGAAGGCUCCGAAAAAGAAUUUGAAGAAAAUGGCCUUGAAAAUGAUUUUGAUGAGGAGGGCUCUGACAAAGAGUUUCCUGAAAACAUUCUUGACAAAGAGUUAGAAGAAAAUGACACCGACAAAUCAGAAUUUGAUGAAGGCUCUGAGAGAGUGUUAGAUGACGAGGAAGGUUCUGAGAGAGAGUUUGAUGAAGAUUCAGAUGAAAAGGAAGAAGAAGAAGAAGAUAUAUAUGAAAAGGUUUUUGAUGAUGAGUCUGAUGAGAAAGAGGAUGAAGAAUUUGCCAAUGAAAAAGAGCGGGAAGAUGCUAAUGAGAAAGAGGAAGAGGAGGAUGCCGAUGAAAAGCUGUUUGAAGACUCAGAUGAAAAGGAAGAUGAAGAAGAUGCAGACAUAAAGGAAGAUGAAGAUGUAGAUGAAAAGGUAUUUGAAGAUGGCAAUUCCAGUGAGAAGUUUGAUGAGGAGGAGUGUUCCAGUGACAAGGUGUUUGAGGAUUCUGAUGACAGGGGGACUUUGGGGAAUGUGAAAGAAGAUGCACUGUCCACAGGCAGCAGCUUUGUCCUUAGUAGUGAUGAUGAUGAUGAUGAUGAUGAUGAUAUUUAAUCCCUUAAACUUGCUUUUUAGGGAGAGUCCUCCAUCUCCAUUUGCCUGUGCUUCAGGGUCAUUACUAGUAGUGUUAUAUGAACAUAUGCAUAGUGAUAGGGUGCCAUCUGAUUAAUGCAUUGAAGUUUUUCCAUUGUUACCUGUACCUAAUUAUUUUAAAUAUCUGUUAAUUGGCUGUCGAGUUAAAACCUCAUAGUUAAUAACGCAAAUAAACUGGAUACUCGUCCUUUUUGUCAGAUUUGUUAAAUGCAUGCAAAAUAAUAUUUUUAAAAGUAUUCUGAUUGAAGUUUGUGAUAUUCAAAAAUAAAAAUAAGCUGAUAAUAUGCAGAAACUAAAAAUUGUACUGGAGUUAAAUUGUAUCUUAAAUUCAUGCUAUUGCUUUAUUCAUACAAAAUCUCUUGGGAGUGUCCUUGUUUCCAGCUCAUGUUACCACUUGUGUCCCAAUUUCUCCAUUCUAAAUCAGAACAUGUUCCUGAACUCAUAAAGCAAACACCAUUUCAGAGUUUUUCCCUGCCCAGUCCUUCCACCAUUGAAAAUAUAGGGGAGACUAGCAUUCUUUCAUGUACUGUUUCUUAGCCUCCUUGCACCCCUUUAAAAGUAGAUUUAAUGAGACUGCUCCCCAGAAAAUUUUAUGCAUGCAUACUAUACAACUUCUGUACAGUUUUGGGGGGUGGUUCAUGGAUCCCCUGAAGAUUAAGAACUUUGUCAUGCAUACUUCAGUUUUUGUUUGUUUUUGUUUUAGAAUAAUGGUGCCUAGUAUUGUGUGAAGUUGUGUAGUCCAGUACAGUUGUGGGUCUUAACUAUGCUUUCCAACUUCAGUAUUGAUUACUAAUGAUGUAGCAGUAAGAAAUUAUUCUCAUAAAUUAGAAGCAUUAAAAUAAACUGCAUUGGUGCUCUUUCA
Messenger RNA from Marmota flaviventris (yellow-bellied marmot), 3442 nucleotides. RefSeq names its product HIV-1 Tat specific factor 1 (gene Htatsf1). Gene Ontology annotation, molecular function: RNA binding. Gene Ontology annotation, biological process: mRNA splicing, via spliceosome. Gene Ontology annotation, cellular component: U2-type spliceosomal complex; U2 snRNP. Lineage: Eukaryota; Metazoa; Chordata; Mammalia; Rodentia; Sciuridae. The record is from RefSeq and is a predicted model, not a curated record.